GAGUGUUUCUUAAGUCUAAUCGGAUCACACAGAGUACCAGACACAUCGCCUCAGUGACUAUUCAUAGCUGCUUACCCCAAAAAUACACUCACACACGCACGCACACACUCAUUCUGCUGCACUCAUUCAACAAGGCUGACUCAUUGUCCCAGAAAAAAAAACCCUGCUUUGUUAUUUUACUUUGCUGUCUCCAUGCUUCUAUUCGAGAAUGUCCCCGUGAUUACAGCCGUCCCCGUAACGGUCCCUGUAUCUGUCCUGAGACCUGUUUUAGGAUCUGUUGAGUUAACAAAAUCAUGAGUGGUGAAUGUUAAGAAUGUUUUAGGGCUUAUUGUUAAUCUGUAAUGUCAUUGUUACCUCGGCCGUGAUGGAAUCAGUGGGGCGUGGUAUUGUAAUCAGUUUGUUUGUUUGUUUGUGUGUCUGUUAACAAUCUAGCGUCUAGACGGUUGCACGGAUUGACUUCAAAUUUUCAAGGUAGGUAGGCAAUAGUGCAUAGAUUACCUGAUUAAAUGUUGGGGGUAAUCAGGUCAACGGAAAGGUCAACCUUUCGGUCAAAAUAACAUAUUUUCCAUUAUAACUCAAGUUGCCGAUAGACAAAUGUUUACUAUUAUGAGUGUAUAGGAACUCCCAUAUGGCCUUUCAUUUGGCACCAUGAUCUUUGACCUUGAAAGGUCAAACUCACGGUCACGGAUUUUCAUCGGACUAUAACCUGAGAUUUGAAAAAUGUUACCAUUAUCAACAUAUAGUAGGUAUAAAAUAAGUGCUGCCGGGCGAGGUUUGUUUUGCCUGGCAACCCUUGUUUAUUUUUUAAAGUGACAGUCAACUUUAUUUUCAGGCUGUUUACGGAAAUCAGUCUCCAAAGAAAUGAAAUGACGACGAUCAUCCAGCCGAAAACUGAACCAUGAAAUAUGACAAGGUGAUAAAUUUAUAUCCUUGACAAAAAAAUACGUUGUUAAAAUGAAUAUUGGCAGUCACAUGUAUGGUCACAUGAUACCAUCAUGAAAGUGUAAAGCUAUGAAACUACGUAUAAUGGGUCCGAUUUGAGGAGAGUAGAGUGGAGUAGAUCAGAGGAAAAUAAAUAUAACGUUACGAGGGAAGGAUGGGAAUAUUUUGUGUUUUAUUCAUCCAGCUGUUCAUGACCGUCACCCUCAAAGAGAAGGAGCAUCCACUUUAGCUGCACUGUCACUGACGUCAUAUCUAAUAAUACACCGUGAUAACAGAAAGACAGAGAUAGCACCAGUGAGACGAUAACACUGAGAGGAAGCUAUAUAAAGGGUCCAGAGAUCGGAGUGGGAGCACGAAACAGUCAGCUUGCUGCUAGUCAGGACUUUACGGACAUACGACAUGUCUCAGCCAGGAGAGGUGAAGAAGAAGAAGCGUCCGCCGAUGAAGGAGGAGGACCUGAAAGGGGCCCGCAGUAAGCUGGGCCUGAAAGGAGAAGUGAAAAGUAAAACAUAUGAAGUCAUGGUGGAGUGUGAACGUAUGGGUAAGACGGCUCCAUCUGUGUUUAGCGGAUUGCGCACCGGAACAGAGACGGCGCUGGACAAACCCAAAGCUCCAUCAGGGAGCGUCUUCGGCAAGUGAGGAGAUCAGGAGACCAUCUGCGUUAAAGCUCACCGUGGGCCAAUACUUUGAGAAACACUUCGAGGAAAGGCCGGUGUCCAGUUAUAUGAUGAUUGAACUGGAAUUUGGAGCGACACACAUCUUAUUUCCAAAUGUCGAAUUAAUUUUUGUAGAAUUUGUACAAUUUUUUGAAACAGAGGUGUUUGGUUGAUGCUUUUGUUCUUAUUUCAAGUCUUAUGUUUUAUACAUUAAAACAUUGUCAUAACGUUC
This is a messenger RNA of Neoarius graeffei (lesser salmon catfish), 1830 nucleotides long. RefSeq names its product musculoskeletal, embryonic nuclear protein 1b (gene mustn1b). Bases 1342 to 1581 code for a protein of 79 amino acids. The transcript has 3 exons. Gene Ontology annotation, biological process: chondrocyte proliferation; chondrocyte differentiation; tissue regeneration. The record is from RefSeq and is a predicted model, not a curated record. Lineage: Eukaryota; Metazoa; Chordata; Actinopteri; Siluriformes; Ariidae. Gene Ontology annotation, cellular component: nucleus.